This is a messenger RNA of Pangasianodon hypophthalmus (striped catfish), 2176 nucleotides long. RefSeq names its product sodium-dependent neutral amino acid transporter B(0)AT3. The coding region runs from base 8 to 1882 and encodes 624 amino acids. The record is from RefSeq and is a predicted model, not a curated record. Gene Ontology annotation, cellular component: plasma membrane. The transcript is spliced from 12 exons. NCBI's taxonomy places the organism in Eukaryota, Metazoa, Chordata, Actinopteri, Siluriformes, Pangasiidae. Gene Ontology annotation, biological process: sodium ion transmembrane transport.
UUGAAGGAUGGAUGGAGCUCAGAGCACCAAAGACAUCGAGCUGAGCCAAGCUCAAGAGGAAGCCACUAAGACUGAUGAACGCCCCAAAUGGGACAAUAAGGUUCAGUAUCUGCUGACAUGCAUUGGAUUUGCUGUUGGCUUGGGAAAUGUAUGGAGGUUCCCUUAUUUGUGUCAGGUAUAUGGAGGAGGUGCAUUUCUGAUCCCGUACCUCAUAGCACUGGUGUUUGAGGGGCUUCCGCUGCUUCAUAUGGAGCUAGCUAUUGGUCAGAGGCUCCGCAUGGGCAGCAUAGGAGUCUGGAACUCAAUCUCACCUUAUCUAGGAGGAGUAGGUGUGGCCUCUAUGACUGUGUCAUUUUUGGUUGGUUUAUUUUACAACACUAUACUGGCCUGGGUUCUGUGGUAUUUCUUCCAUUCAUUCCAAGAACCACUGCCAUGGCAGUCAUGCCCAGUCAAAGCCAAUCACACUGGGUAUGUAGAAGAAUGUGAGAAGAGCACUCCAGUGAACUACUUCUGGUACAGAGAGACACUGAAUAUCACUCCAAACAUUUCGAUUAAUGGGGAUCUUCAGUGGUGGCUGGUCGUGUGUCUGGCAUCAGCUUGGUGUAUUGUCUAUAUCUGCUUCAUUCGUGGCAUCGAGACCAUUGGCAAGGCGGUGUAUGUCACAGCCACCUUCCCAUAUCUUGUGCUCACCAUCUUUCUGAUCCGGGCAUUGACUCUGCCAGGAGCUACUAUUGGAUUGCGCCAUCUCUUCACACCAAAUUGGGAAACACUGAAGAAUCCAACAGUGUGGUUGGAUGCAGCAACCCAGAUAUUCUUCUCUCUGUCACUUGCAUUUGGGGGCCUCAUUGCAUUUUCCAGCUACAACCCACAAAAAAACAACUGUGAACGAGAUGCCCUUAUUGUUGGCUGCAUCAACAGUGCUACCUCAAUCUAUGCAUCAAUUCCCAUUUUUUCUAUCCUGGGAUUUAAAGCAUUGUCAAGCUAUAAUGACUGUGUAAAAAGUAAUAUCGAGGAGUUGCAAAAUGCUUUUAAUAUUCCGGAUAUGAAUAUAACAGAGGGAAAUUUUGAGGCAUGGUUGACACAUUUUAAUGCUACAGAUCCACAAGUCGUGCAGACUCUUAAUCUGAAGACUUGCAAUCUCCAAGCAUUGCUUGAUCAGAGUGCUUCAGGCACAGGUUUGGCUUUCAUUGUGUUCACUGAAGCGGUAAUUAAGAUGCCAGGUUCCCAGGUCUGGGCUGUGCUCUUCUUUAUUAUGCUCUUCAGUCUUGGCCUUUCGUCGAUGUUUGGAAAUCUGGAAGGGGUCUUGACCCCUCUUCUGGACCUGCACCUGGUGCCAAAGUGUAUUCCUAAGGAAAUUUUCACAGGUCUGAUGUGCCUGAUUUCCUUUAUUGUGGCACUCAUCUUCACUAUGGGAUCUGGAAACUACUGGCUGGCCAUCUUUAAUAACUAUGUAGGCUCCUUGCCUCUGCUGGUCAUCGCCUUUUUCGAAAUCGUGGCCGUGAUCUACAUCUACGGUGGCAACAGAUUCAGUGAUGAUAUAGAGUGGAUGACAGGACGCAGACCCAACCUGUACUGGCAAGCUACAUGGAGGGUGAUCAGUCCUUUGAUGCUGCUGGUGGUCCUCCUGGCUUAUGUGGUGGUACAGGCACAACAGAAACCCACCUAUGAAGCAUGGAACCCAGAUUACGUGAAUUUCCCUGCUCCAGAAAUCUUGACAUAUCCAGGCUGGGUCUAUGCCAUUUGUAUUCUCCUGGCCGCUAUUCCCUGCUCAUUUAUUCCACUUUGGGCACUCUAUCAGUUUAUUAAAUUUUUAAUUAAGUACCUGGCAGACAGACAAGUUAAAAUAUGCUAUGAUAAUGAAGGGUAUGAAGUGGAAACAUAAGCAAUUGGAUAUAACUUAUUAGUACUCACUAUUAGUACUCACUAUUAUUUCUUCCUGACAUAAAACUUACCUUUUGAGGAAACAUAAAAUGUCACUUGUACGUUUUGCACACUGACUUCCUAAAGAUUAUAUUAGCACCAAUAUACUGUAAUCAUAUCGAUUUUAUCUACUGUUUUUAAAGCUGACAUUUUGACAUUACUAAAGUAAUGUAAAUUCUCCGUAAGAGAAUAUUUUUAAUUCUCGCAGUUCACAAUGGUUCUCCAGUUUCUGUGCAAUAAGUAACAUAAUAUACAC